Molecule: messenger RNA, 2815 nt
Organism: Sardina pilchardus (European sardine)
Lineage: Eukaryota; Metazoa; Chordata; Actinopteri; Clupeiformes; Clupeidae
Gene: ttyh2
Product: tweety family member 2
Exons: 14
Coding region: 562-2175 (537 amino acids)
Cellular component (GO): plasma membrane
Molecular function (GO): volume-sensitive chloride channel activity; intracellularly calcium-gated chloride channel activity
Source: RefSeq, a predicted model, not a curated record
UUAGCCCACAUGCACGUCUUUAACGAACGUUUUAUUGUAUGCGCAAACGAGAACCGAGAGGUCGAUUUUGCCAAUGGAUAUAUGUCAAGCCCUCAUGCUCCCUGAAGGCAGCCAGUCAUGAUUGUCUAAUCCGAAGGUCUUUUCGGAUCGUUCCGCUCCCGUUUCUUUCCUUUCGUAAAAGACUGUCCCGUGUCCCUGAUUCAAGCGCGCCCCCAUGCUCUUGACGCUGCCUACUCCGCGUGGAUCCGUCUGUGGGUGAAUGACUGCCAGACCAGCAGAAGAAUGGCUCUACCUCAAAGGAAUAUAUCGGGCAAUAAGACAAGUUCAUUUUGAUCUAAAACUCACACAUUUGGAUAUCUGAACUGAGGGAUCCACUGUUUCUUCUUCUCCUACCUUCAGCUUGUAGCAAUUAAGUCGUAUCGCUUGGAUUUUUUUCAAUGCAAUUCUUUUGUUUGAGAAGAGGGAAAGAACCAUCAGGUUAAGCGGACUUUGGCUGUCCGCUCUCUACGAGGGAAGUGAAUCUUUUUCAGUCUCACUUGCAACAAUUUUAUCGGGGCAGGGAUGUCAUCGGCACGGGUAGAUUACAUUGCACCAUGGUGGACGUAUUGGCUCCAUAAUUUCCCCCAUAUCAACUUGAGGUUUCAGCCAGUCGAUCACACGUUCUUGCCGGAGGACGCGAAUUACCAGCAGACGCUGAUCUUCCUGGCGUGCGUGGCGGCGGCCGGCCUGGGCAUCAACCUGCUGGGGCUGGCCAUCUACCUCAGCUGCCUGUGCUGCUGCCGCAAGGAGGAGGAGGAGGACGAGAGCAAGAAGCCCAACUCCUGCUGCGUCACCUGGUCCGCCGUGGCCGCAGGACUCAUUUGCUGUGCCGCCGUGGGAGUGGGUUUCUAUGGCAACAGCGAGACCAACGACGGAGUGUACCAGCUGACCUACUCCCUGUACAACGCCAACCACACGCUGGGCGGAGUGGACAACCUGGUGACCGGCACCAUGGGCAGCAUGGAGAGUGGCCUGACGCAGCACCUGUCGCGGCUGGACGAGAUCUUCGCGGCGCGUGGCGACUUCGUGCAGACGCUGCAGUUCAUGCAGCAGAUGGCCGACAGCAUCAUCAAGCAGCUGCUGGGCCUGCCCGACUGGGAGCAGCUCAACGUGGACCUGGCCGCGCUCGCCACCCAGACCGCCCGCGUGGAGUACUACAGGUGGUUGACAUACCUGCUGAUCCUGAUCCUGGACCUCAUCAUCUGCCUGGUCGCCUGCCUCGGCCUGGCCAAGCAGUCCCGCUGGCUCCUCACCACGAUGAUGGUGUUCGGAGUGCUGACGCUAAUCCUGAGCUGGGCCUCACUGGGAGCCGACAUCGCUGCUGCUGUGGGCACGAGUGACUUCUGUGUAUCGCCGGAUAAGUUCAUCAUGAACCAGACGAAGGAUCUGAUCAGCUCAGAUAUUGUCCAUUACUACCUGUACUGCAGCCAGACCCUGCCCAACCCUUUCCAGCAGUCCCUGACGGUCUUCCAGAGGUCUCUGACCACAAUGCAGAUUCAGAUCCAGGGCCUGCUGCAGUUCGCUGUGCCUCUCUUCCCCACGGCCGAGAGGGACCUGAUGAGCAUCCAGCAUUUGUUGAAUGCCUCCGAGGCCAGUCUACACCAGCUCACAGCACUGCUGGACUGCCGGGGCCUGAACAAGGACUACCUGGAUGCCCUGAUGGGUGUGUGUUAUGACGGUGUGGAGGGGCUGCUGUACCUGUGCCUCUUCUCCCUGCUGGCCUCCUGUGCCUUCACCGUCAUGCUGUGUGCCAUACCACGAGCCUGGAGGCAAAUCGCCAGCAGGGAGCGUGACUACGACGACAUCGACGAGGAGGACCCGUUCAACCCGUCGGCACGUCGCAUGACGGGCCACACCCCCGGUCCCCACGCCAACAUGCACAGCUUCUGCAGCUACAGCAGCAGCAUGGGCAGCCAGACGAGCCUCCACCCGCCCCCCGCCCAGACCGUCAGCAACGCGCCCGUCUCCGAGUACAUGAACCAGACGGCGCUGUUUGGUGGGAACCCUCGUUAUGAGAACGUCCCUCUGAUUGGUCGAGGCUCUCCUCCCCCUUCGUACUCACCGACCAUGAGGGCCACAUACCUGUCCAUGACGGAGGACCAGAUACGACAUUUUGGGAACGACUUCCAAGCAUAGGCCUGCGGAGUCACUUCAACGUCACUCUGUGUCUUCUCCACAAUUUGAAAGUGAAAUUCAUAUGGUCAACACCAAUACGCACGCACACACACACACACGCAGAGGAAAUAAUAUCUUUCCAAAGAAAUGAAAAUAUGAGUGUGUGUAUGCCAGAAAGAGAGAAAGAGAGAAAGAGAGAGAGAGAGAGACAUAGACAGUGUGUGUGUGUGUGUAAUAGUGGUCUCAGGACUAGCCUGCUGCUUUUGGACAAUUACCUUUGGAGAAGGACAAGGAGCUGGAGGAAGAGGAGGAGAAGAAAGAGUGCUUGAGAGUCCACACAGACGUCGCCACAAUUCCUGUCUCGUGUCAUACAGUCCACAGCAUCUCAGGACUAUUCAACAAUGCAACCGGUCAUCCUCUGUCCUUCUCGGCUGUCCUCUGCCUCUGGUCUCCCCUGGUCUCAGUAUCCACCUACUCCCCUCCUCAGCCUAACCGUCAUAUCAAAGUCUGUAUCUGUCAUAUCACUUAAAUGUUACUUAAAUGUUUUCGUGCAUUGGAACAUACAGCACACCAGCUCUUCUGUCUGUCUUCCUUAAAUGCUGGUAGUUUAUGAGCAAGGAUGGAAUCUUGAAUGGUAACAAAAAAGCACAUCUUUUGAACA